AUCUGAAUUCUGCAUGUAAAAUGCUUAUUGUUAUUUGCCAUUUGUGGUUUUAUUUUACCUUAAAAUCCAAAUAGUUGUCUCUAUUUUUUGUCCCUCUCCUUACGUUCACGUAAACUGAUGUGGAUUUUUCUCUUUUCCCCCCUCUUUUCCAUUUUUUGUAUAAAAAUUUUAUUCCCUUCACUCACUUCACCUUCUUUCUCUGCUGGCCAUUAGUUUUCUCUCCUUUUUCUUUCCCAUUUUCCAUUGUUUCUCCAUUGCUUUGAUUAGAUCUCAAUUUCCUCCUUACUCUCUCACUCUUGACAAAGUUUUGGUCACGUUUCCGUCAUCUGUCUCACUUAGUUUAUAGUUAUGCUCGUCUAAUCCUCUGUUUCCUUUUGCUAUUGUCGUCAAUAGAAAAAGGCUGUUAAUAUUACUUGUAACCGUUGUUUUUGUUUUGCACCCUUUCUUCCCAAUUCUUUCACCAUUGGGUUUUCUUUGAUUCCACGAUAGGGAUCGAAGGGUUCUUUCUUCUCUGUUGGGUUACUUUGAAUCCAAGCAAAGAACAUUGCACGAAAACUCUCGGCUUCUCUUGAGUUUCUUGUUCAAGUAGUUUUCUUUUUUCUUGGUCUUACCCUCAGAAGAUCAAGAAAUAGAUUAUAGAUGGAACCCAUGAAGUCAAAGAAGAACAAAAUGCUUUCUUCGGAAAGCAAGCGCUCUGAUGACGAUGGCAGGGGAUGCCCCGAUAGCGCAGGCUUGGAAAUCAGGCCGGGGGGAAUGCUGGUGCAAAAGCGAACCGUUGAGAUGAAUCCCAGUUCUGUUUCAAUCCCCACAAUCAAGAUUAGAGUCCGUUAUGGCUCUUCGUACCACGAAAUUCUAAUCAGCUCCCAAGCAAGCUUUGGGGAGUUGAAGAAAAUGUUGGCAGAGCCAACGAAAUUGCACCAUCUGGAUCAGAAGCUAAUAUACAAAAAGAAAGAGAGGGACUCCAAAGAGUAUCUUGAUGUGGCAAGAGUUAAACACGGAUCAAGGAUGGUGCUGGUGGAGGACAUUUUGGGCAGAGAAAAAAGGUGCCUAGAGUUGCUCAGAAAUUCAAAUGCAGAGAAAUCUUCGAAAUCCAUAGCCGAAAUCAACUUGGAAGUGGACAAGCUUGCAGGCCAGGUCACAUCUUUGGAAACAACAGCUUCCGCAGGUGGGAAAGUUUCCGAGACGGAUGUGGAGAAAUUGACUGAGCUUCUAAUGAUGAAGUUGAUUAAACUGGAUGGAACUGUUGCCGACGGAGAUCUAAAAUUGCAGAGAAGAGUGCAGGUGACAAGAGUUCAGAAGUACAUAGAAAUUCUGGACAUGUUGAAGCAUCAGAACUCCAAAUCUAGCAGCAAUGGGAAUAAAAUCAAAUUGCAGCAACAAGACAGUUCAACCGGCCACAUGCCAAAGGACUCAAAACCGACACAAAAACAAAGCAUGCAUUGGAAACUAGAAAAUUCGGUACGAAAAAAUCCAGUGAUGCAGCAGCAACAAGAGAAGAAUUCUGAGUCAGUUGUUGUUACAACAAAAUGGGAAACUUUUGAUUAAAACCAAAAGGGCUAAUUAGAAGUUGUUUGAGUACGUUCUUCCUCAAAUUAGAGUCCAAAACAAUGAGAAUUGCAUUGUUAAAACAUGUAUAAUUAAAUACAUUGUUCCUGGUCUGAUUUUCCAUUUCUUACAAUUAAGUGGUAUCUCAUUUUUUUUCUCUA
Pyrus x bretschneideri (Chinese white pear) is the source of this 1706-nucleotide messenger RNA. RefSeq names its product BAG family molecular chaperone regulator 1-like. Gene Ontology annotation, molecular function: protein-folding chaperone binding; adenyl-nucleotide exchange factor activity. Bases 640 to 1545 code for a protein of 301 amino acids. The transcript has 4 exons. Lineage: Eukaryota; Viridiplantae; Streptophyta; Magnoliopsida; Rosales; Rosaceae. Gene Ontology annotation, cellular component: cytoplasm. The record is from RefSeq and is a predicted model, not a curated record. Gene Ontology annotation, biological process: protein stabilization.